AUGCAACAUAGAGCGGAAGCAGAGUUCGAGGCUAUGGGAACCAGCGGUGCACAGGGGCGGAGCUUCGUGGAUAUGCGUACGCUAAUUGAUGCCAUACGUCUACUCGAUCAUGGAGUACCCCGAGCGGAAAUUGAGAAAAAGCUUCAUAUGAAGCACGGGCUGCUGAACAAGCUAGGCAGACCAGGUAUACUUUCUCACGAAACGACAGCUUAG
This is a messenger RNA of Geosmithia morbida, 213 nucleotides long. RefSeq lists its product as uncharacterized. The coding region runs from base 1 to 213 and encodes 70 amino acids. The record is from RefSeq and is a predicted model, not a curated record. NCBI's taxonomy places the organism in Eukaryota, Fungi, Ascomycota, Sordariomycetes, Hypocreales, Bionectriaceae. The transcript has a single exon.